AUGAAGAAAGAGUUGAAAUAUCUUCUUUAUAGUCAUUUGGUCAUAGUGGUGUUCCUUAUCUAUUAUCUAUUUGAUUUGAUUACAUUAUUACAUGAUGAUAGUUAUAGCGAUGCAUUGUUGGACGUAGAAUUGAAUCCUCAUGAUAACAAAAUCAACAAACCCUUAAUUAUCCCUAAAAUCAUUCAUCAAACUUAUAAAACCACUGAAAUUCCUGAAGUCUGGCAAAAGGGUCAACAAUCAUGCAUCGAUUUACACCCAGAUUAUCAAUACAUUUUAUGGACUGAUGAAAUGUCCCGUGAUUUUAUUGCUGAACAAUUUCCUUGGUUCUUAAAGACUUGGGAUAAUUAUAAAUAUCCUAUUCAAAGAGCUGAUGCUAUCAGAUAUUUUGUAUUAGUUCAUUAUGGUGGUGUUUAUAUUGAUUUGGAUGAUGGAUGUGAAAGAAGAUUAGAUCCAUUGUUAACAGUUCCAAGUUUUGUUAGAAAAACUAUUCCAACAGGUAUCUCAAAUGAUGUAAUGGGAUCAAUACCAAAUCAUCCAUUUUUCUUAAAAGUUAUUGGUAGUUUGGAGAAGUAUCAAAAAAAUUGGUUGGUUCCUUAUAUCACAAUUAUGUACUCAACUGGUCCAUUAUUCUUAUCAGUAAUUUGGAAACAAUAUAAAAGAUGGGGAUUACCAGAAAUUUCAAAAGUUAGAAUUUUAUUCCCAAAAGAUUAUAAAACUCAUACUUAUUCAUUCUUUGCAAUUUCCCCUGGAUCUUCAUGGCAUUUAGAUGAUGCUAAAUUUAUCAAAUCUUUAGCUGAUCAUUUAAUUUUAGCUGUUUUUGGUGGAUUUUUGAUAUUUUUAUUAAUUUUCUCCUUAGAAUAUUGGUUGUAUUAUUUGAUUUUAAAUAGUUCUUUCAUUAAGUCUAAAUGUGUUAAAUGGUUUAAAUUGAAAUUUAAAGGAAGAAAGAGAAAAGAUUCUAAUCUCGAAACUUAUAAAUUUAAUGAUGUAUGA
Yamadazyma jaroonii is the source of this 990-nucleotide messenger RNA. The record is from the annotation of a GenBank genome assembly. Lineage: Eukaryota; Fungi; Ascomycota; Pichiomycetes; Serinales; Debaryomycetaceae.